UUACCCGAUAUUCUCCCACUACAGCCCUGUAUUCCGGUUUCCAAGAACGAAGUAUAGGCUUCAGCUCUUCGUGCCCGGAGCGCAUUUCACGUAGCGUUCGAAAGCUCCAGUGAGUCCAGUCAGUCAAACGCGAAGCCUCGUGUAGUGAACAUCGUGCUUACGCUUUUGAAAUCACACCUCCCGAGAGAGAGUGUGCUUACGAUGCAUGUGCUUGAUACGCGCGCACCAGUUGAGCUUUUACUAAAGUGGUGAUAUGUGAAAUAUAUUGUUCGUUCCAAGAGCAGCAAAACCAACGAUUUAUAUAUAUAUAAAAAUACAGUGCGCUUUUAAUAUUUAGUAAUAUUAUUAUUUCUGUUUGGAAGAGUUUUGUAAAAGUGUGUUUAUACUUUAUUUCAAUUGGACUUACGGCAAAUCGCCCAACGCAAAAAUUAUAUGAUGCUCGAAGAGUGAUCGCUCCGAGGUCUCUCAUUCCCCCGUUCGUCGAGACACACGUAAUUUGUGCGUUUUUUUCUCUUCUUUUUCUUCACUUCGUUUCUCCGCAUCUCUCCAUGAGGAAAGAAAUGGAAACUGCACGCGAUCUACUUAUGCUCUUCGCAGUUGCGAUGAGCUGGGCUUCGGCGGAUGCGGCCCGAUGGUCGCAUUCGGCCACUCUGAAUCCCAAUUACGUCCUGCUGUGGUCGUUAGGACCGGGCCCUCAGGACAUCACCUUCGAACUGCAGGUCAGGACCUUCGGAUACGUCGGCUUCGGAUUCUCGAGGGACGGCAGCAUGGCCGGUGCUGACAUGGUCGUCGGAUGGGUGGACAAAGGCCAAGUCUACUUCCAAGAUAGACACGUGAAAGGAAACGCACCGGACAAGGAGCCGGAAGUGGACACCAGCCAGGAUUAUCAGCUGCUCCUGGGAUACGAAAACAGCACGCACACCGUACUCAGGUUCAGCCGUAAGCUGGAUACUUGCGACCACCAUGACAUACCAAUAACGAAUGAUACCAUGAGAGUGGUAUGGUUGUACCAUAGGAGCGAACCGGUUGGUGGUGCCGUGGGUCCUGGAUCGUUGCCGUUGCACGAUGCCGAAUCUCGCGGUACUCAGUCGUUGUACCUGGUACAAAGGGCCGACCAGGAUGCGCCAGGACCAGAUGAGACAGCCCGAGAAUGGGAAUUGCGUAAUCCUGCGGUGGAGCCACCAGCCCCUGGCGACACGCUCUACUGGUGCCGUGUGUUCCGUCUGCCGAGUCUGUCCCGCAAACAUCAUUUAAUUAGAUAUGAACCGUUGCAACCGUCAGCGGCUAUGGAUGGAUUACAGCACGUAGUUUUGUACGAGUGUCAGGAUAGUGCGGAGGUUGUCGGCCUGUCGAAGAGUAUCGGUAGGCAAUGCCAUAAGCCUGGAACGGCCCUUUUGGGUUGCAACACGGUGGUGGCCAGUUGGGCUCGGGGUUCGGAGGGAUUCAGCUUCCCACCGGAGGCGGGAUAUCCUUUGGAGCCGACCGGGUCUCGUUACUAUCUGUUGGAAACGCAUUACGCCGCCCCCAGCGACGGAAGCUUAGGGGCUUUGGAGGGCACAGGGCUCCGACUGUAUUACACACCUGAGCUGCGUAGACACGACGCGGGUGUCAUUUCCGUUGGGAUAGAUCCGAAUUGGAGGCACAUCAUACCGCCCGGUCAGCAGAGGGUCGUCUCCUCCGGACACUGCGUCGCAGACUGCACGAGACAGGCAUUCCCUCACAAAGGGAUCGAUAUGUUCGCCGUCGUGAUGAAAACGCACAGGAUAGGAAGGCAGGUGGCCCUGAGGCACGUGAGGAACGGCGUCGAGCAGGCACCGAUCGCCGCCGACGAUAAUCUGGACGCGGAUUACCAGGAGUAUCGAAAGCUGGGGGCGCCCAUCAAGAUCCUGCCGGGGGAUCAUUUAAUAGCGGAGUGCGCUUACAACAGCUCCGGCCGCACAGCCAUCACUCUGGGGGGCCCAUCCAGCCGAGAGGAGACCUGCCUCGUAAUGGGUCUCUACUAUCCCAAGCAGAAGUCCCUCACUUCCUGCCACAGCUUACCCAGCUUACCCACCGUUCUACACUCUCUAGGCAUCCAGGAACUCAGCCCAGGAUCUAAUCCAGUUAAAAUAGCAGCUCCUCCAGAGUUGGCAGGCAUGACAUUCGAAGCUCGCCUAGUCUCGUACGACUGGGAGAACCAAUUCCACAGCUUCCAAGAAACAACUACGAAGGGUUCCUUCAAAGCCAUCUGCAGGACGUCGCAUUACACCUUACUACCGGGGACAGACAUCGAGGAAUUCCAUUACCCGAACAUCUCGAAGCCGUACGUGCGGAACAGCAUCGAUCAGUGCAAUUACCGGCGCUACAGCACCGAGGGAUGGCCGGGCGGCACUCCGGUCCUGGAUUUGGACAGCAAUCACAUCGAAGGCGCGGCGAGGAGUAAAGUGUCCAGGAGUAGCAGCCCAACAGCAGAAGAAUCCCUCGGUCUGAGCCGCAACAAUUCCACCAAUCAUCCAGCAGCCACGUCGCUGUCAGUGCUCCUUUCGGUGUUGCUGCUGUUCCAAGUGUUACUCAAUCGUUAAGCCGAGUGAACUGUGAUCUCUUUUCUAAUACACGUAUAAUCGAGUCAGUAUAUAUAUACACCCAAAUAUAUAUAUACACACACAAAAAAUAUAUAUAUAUUAAAGAAAUGCGAGGCCUGCUGUGAAGAUAAUCAUUCGAAUGAUUUAAAAAUUGAUAUAAAAAAUGAAGAAAUAUUAAUUAAGUGUGCGGUGUGUUCCAAAGUGAUAAAGUGACUGUGACACGGCAACGGGAGCAAAAUAAAAGUGAUCAUGUUGACGAUGAUGAUGAUGAUGCAGAGUACGAAAUUAAAGGAAUCUUCUAAGUGUAAUCUCUAGUGAAAAGCAAAAUAAUAAGAAAGAAACAAUUAACAAAAGUCCGCUUCGGUUCUUCGCAAAUGUACAUAGAACGUGAAGAUAGAGAGUGGCAUCGAUCCCUAUUUACCUAACGCAACCUCCCCUGAGAGAAUUGGAACAAAGAAACAAGCCGAAUCGGACUGGUUUUCCGCCAUUUCGCGCCGCGCCGUCUGGAGCUGUGAUGCAAAAGUAGAUUUAAGCACUGUUAGAUCAUUUCCGUUUACCGAAAGAAGAAAAAACAAACGAAAGAAGAAUAAAAAACAAAGGAAAAAAAAAUGAGUCAGAAGUCAAGCAAAACCAGAAUAAAAGAGAGAAUCAAUGCAUGGAUUAAAACAAGUUACCUUUCUCAAAAAAAAAAAUAUAAAUAAACAAACCCGAUCCUUGUUUUAGUUGCUAUCGUUGUUAGCUAAUGUAAAUCUCACACAUUUCUAAGCAAAACGAAGAAAAUGUCAUAUUUAAUUUAAACCCCCCUCCUUCCCCCAUAUACUUUCUUCUGUUUAAUUUUCGAACGGUGAGUAGAAAAUCGA
Messenger RNA from Nicrophorus vespilloides, 3421 nucleotides. It is a transcript of the gene olf413, whose product is annotated as MOXD1 homolog 2. Gene Ontology annotation, biological process: norepinephrine biosynthetic process; octopamine biosynthetic process; dopamine catabolic process. Gene Ontology annotation, cellular component: secretory granule membrane. The transcript is spliced from 7 exons. The record is from RefSeq and is a predicted model, not a curated record. Bases 549 to 2561 code for a protein of 670 amino acids. Gene Ontology annotation, molecular function: dopamine beta-monooxygenase activity; copper ion binding. NCBI's taxonomy places the organism in Eukaryota, Metazoa, Arthropoda, Insecta, Coleoptera, Silphidae.